ACGUCGGAUGAAACCACCUUUUCUCCAGUUCCUGAAAAUACAAAUCCUAAACUUCAAGCCUCUAUAUGUUUAUGAAUAUUUUCAUUCUACCCCAAUACUAUAUAUUUCACCAAUUUUACCCUAUCCUUAUCUCUCUUUCACAUAUCAAUUUUUUUUUGCAACACUUGGGGAACGUUGAGCAAAGAAAAACAUUUGGGGACAUAUUUGUAAUUUAGGAAACAUUGAGAAGCUUUUGUAACAUAUGAACUUAAAUUUCUAAAUUAAUGUUGUGCCAGAGAAAUCCCCAAAUUGCGACUCGAUUAGGGUUUUUGGUUCAGAUCGCGAUGUCGAUGGGGAAGCCGAUGCAAAGCGAAACCCGAUUGGUAGUGGCUGGGAGGGAGACGCAAAAGGCGGUUGCGGUGUCCAAUGGAGGAUCGACGGCGAUCGUGGAGUAUACUCCGCCGGUGUUGCAGGAGGAGGAGGAGGAUCUGGAGGUGAAGCUCCGGCGAAUCCUCGAGAACGUUCCUAUCCGCGUUAGCAACACCUCCGGUAGUUCGGCUGGUUCUGGCUCCGGAGAUUUCCACCAGUAUCGGCAAAUGAGACGAAGAGAACAAGAUCGGCUUGCGAGGAUGGAGGUUGACUACCAGAAGCGAAAACAACUUGCAGAAUUCAGUAUGAGAAGGGAAGAGAAACUGAAAACUGCAGAGGAAAAGACAGCGAAGAAGCGGUUGAAACGCCAAAAGAAGAAGCAGAGGAAGAAGGAGAAGAAGAAGAGUAAACCAAACUGCGAGGGAGGAGAACAGCAACAACAGCACAAAGAAGAUAUUUCCUCUGAUGAUGACGAAGGAGGCUCAGGAAACGAGGAUGGAACCGCUGAAUGAGCAAAAAAAAAAAAACUUAUUCAUAUAUCAGUUCUUCCUUUCCCGAGCUCGUUAAAUGCACUUGGCAAUCACGGGAUCGGAGAUGCGUUUGUUUUCGCAAUGGAGGAAACUGGUGAAGGAAAUGGAGAGAGAGGCCCCUUAGAGUAAGGUGCCAUUGUUUCUUCUUUCUUUUCUUACAAAGCCUGUAACAAUGCUUUGAACCUUUGUCUUGCUUUAAGAAUUGUCGUGGUGUAAAUGAGAUUAAUGGUAUGAAAUUUAAAAAUGUUACGAGAUCGAGUUCUAUUUUGA
Molecule: messenger RNA, 1148 nt
Organism: Tarenaya hassleriana
Lineage: Eukaryota; Viridiplantae; Streptophyta; Magnoliopsida; Brassicales; Cleomaceae
Product: PRKR-interacting protein 1-like
Exons: 2
Coding region: 264-860 (198 amino acids)
Biological process (GO): negative regulation of protein kinase activity
Cellular component (GO): nucleolus
Molecular function (GO): protein kinase binding; protein kinase inhibitor activity; double-stranded RNA binding
Source: RefSeq, a predicted model, not a curated record